This is a messenger RNA of Maudiozyma saulgeensis, 1122 nucleotides long. The record is from the annotation of a GenBank genome assembly. Lineage: Eukaryota; Fungi; Ascomycota; Saccharomycetes; Saccharomycetales; Saccharomycetaceae.
AUGGAGUUAGAUAAAUGUUUGGAAGUGUUAUACAAGGGACAGUUACUACCAGAAGUUACAAUAAGAGCAUUAUGUUUUAAGUUCAAAGAGUUGUUGAUUAAGGAAUCUAACGUUAUACACAUUCAAACACCUGUAACUGUUGUUGGUGAUAUGCAUGGUCAAUUUCAUGAUCUUUUAGAGAUGUUCAGUAUUGGUGGACGUAUUCCAGAUACAAAUUAUUUGUUUUUAGGUGAUUAUGUAGAUCGUGGUCUAUAUAGUAUUGAAACGAUUAUGUUAUUGAUUGUGCUGAAAUUGAGAUACCCGAAUAGAAUACAUUUAUUACGAGGAAAUCAUGAAUCCAGGCAAAUCACUCAAAGUUAUGGGUUUUAUACUGAAUGUUUGAAUAAGUAUGGUGGAAAUUCUAAAGUAUGGACUUAUUUAACUGAUGCAUUUGAUUAUUUGGUAUUGUGUUGUAUUAUAGAUAAUGAAUUAUUUUGCGUUCAUGGUGGUCUAUCACCGAAUGUGCAAACGAUAGAUCAAAUUAAAAUUAUAGAUAGAUUUAGAGAGAUACCACAUGAUGGUGCUAUGGCAGAUCUUGUAUGGUCAGAUCCAGAAGAGAGUGACCAUCUUAAUCCCGAGAAUGGCAUGGAUCCAAAUAAUUUAGAAGAAUUUUUUAAGCCUACAUCUAAUCAAUUCCAAGUGUCUCCAAGAGGUGCAGGGUACACUUUUGGUCGAGCCGUAGUCGAGAAAUUUUUAGAGUCCAACAAGAUGUCACGUAUAUAUAGAGCACAUCAAUUAUGUAAUGAUGGCUACCAGGUAUAUUUUGAUGGACUAGUCACUACAGUAUGGUCAGCCCCGAACUAUUGUUAUAGAUGUGGGAAUAAAGCUUCAAUUUUGGAACUUUAUAGUACGAAUAAAUUUUAUUUCAAUGUAUUUGAAGAAGCACCUGAAAAUAAAUUACUAAAAGAAAAUUUCAAUAAUACUUAUGAUGAUUCUGGAAGAAUAACAAGUAAAGUGAUCAAUGAUUAUUUUAUUGAUGAUGGAUCUGAUGAUGAGGAUGAAUCUUUUAGAGAUGUGGAUGUCUUCUCGGAAGAGUAUCAGGCAAGAUCUGCCUCCUUAAGAAGUGUACAAUAUUUCUUAUGA